CACACACGCCGCACUGAGAGUUCAGUCCAAGUAUGUCAAACGCGUUUCUUCCUCCUCGCACUCAUUGGUAGAAACGCCUGUCUUUGUUCUCAGUCUGUUGGUUCAGAGUGUUCUCCACCUCGUCUGUUUGUAAAUAGCUUUGCCCCUGCUGCCCUGGAGACAGACACACAACGCUCACUCCUCGCUUGGACAUUUCCUCGCUCGGACCCCUCUUACUCUGUUCAGUGUAAGCAGCUGCGCGCAGUGUGCAGUUCUCACAGAGCGAGGGAGCACAGCAGAUCCCAGUCAGUCCUCCUCCUCCUCUCUCUCUGUCAGUCACACCAGGAUGGAUCUUCUUUCCUAGCGGAACGCAAGUCUACUUCAGCAGUUAGUAAGUUUGGCUGUCAUUAGGGAUCGAAACAGGAGCUGGACGUUUCUUUUCCCCUUUAAUAAAAUCAGUUCCAUCCCUGCGCAUCAACUUGGUUGUCGGAAACCUACACGAUGACAUCCAUCGGGCUACAGUCACGCGUUCUGCUCGUGCUCUGCUUCGUCUCCUCUGCAGCCUGCAAUACAUUUGCCUUCACCGAGGAGCCCUCCGAGAGAGUCGGGAAGGGAGACGGGUAUUGUAGUCGGAUAUUACGGGCCCAGGGCAAUCGGAAGGAGGUCAACAACGAGUUUCGUCUCCGCGUUGAGGGAGACCCAGAGAGCUACCAGCCAGGGAGCACAUACAGAGUGACUCUGUUUGCAUCCAGUCCUUCCUACUUCAGAGGGUUCACUCUUAUCGCCCUGAAGGAAGGUGCGGAAGGAGACAGGGAUGAGGACUAUUCUGGACAUUUCCAGAUAAUUGAUGAAGAGGAAACACAGUACAUGACCAACUGCCCCCCUGCUGUGACAGAGAGCACUCCCCGCAGACGCACUAGCAUCCAAGUGUUUUGGACUGCGCCCCCUGGUGGCUCCGGCUGUAUCCUCCUGAAGGCAAGCAUUGUGCAGAAGAGGAUAAUCUAUUUCCAGGAUGAAGGAUCACUCACCAAGCGGAUGUGUGAGAAAGAAUCACUGUACGGGGACACUACGGAAAAACCUGUGCUUGACUGUUGUGCCUGUGGAACAGCAAAGUACAGAGUCACCUUCUUCGGAAACUGGUCAGAAAAGACUCAUCCCAAAGAUUAUCCACGUCGGGCCAAUCACUGGUCAGCCAUCAUUGGUUCCUCCCACUCGAGGAACUAUGUGCUGUGGGAAUAUGGAGGCCUUUCCAGUGAGGGAGUGAAACAGGUGGCUGAGCUGGGCUCCCCAGUCAAAAUGGAGGAGGAGAUCAGACAGAAGGGUGAUGAGGUCCUUACAGUCAUCAAAAUGAAAGCCCAGUGGCCAGCCUGGCAACCACUCAAUGUACGAGCUGCCCCCUCAGCUGAAUUCUCGGUGGACCGAAGUCGUCACCUCAUGUCCUUCCUGACCAUGCUGGGCCCCAGUCCAGACUGGAAUGUGGGUCUGUCUGCAGAGGACUUGUGUACCAAGGAGUGUGGGUGGGCCCAAAGGGUGGUGCAGGAUAUGAUCCCCUGGGAUGCAGGCACUGACAGUGGAGUAUCAUAUGAGUCACCCAACAAGCCCAGUUCACCCGCUGAAAAGAUCAGGCCCCUGACCAGUCUGGAUCAUCCCCAGAGUCCUUUCUAUGACCCUGAAGGGGGUGCUAUCACUCCUGUGGCCAGGUUGGUGAUAGAACGCAUUGCCAGAAAGGGUGAACAGUGUAACAUUGUGCCAGACAAUGUGGAUGACAUUGUAGCAGAUAUUGCCCAGGAGGAGAAAGAGGAAGAUGAUACUCCUGAGACGUGUAUCUACUCCAAUUGGUCUCCAUGGUCCGCCUGCAGCUCGGCCACUUGUGAAAAGGGCAAGCGGAUGAGGCAGAGGAUGCUGAAGGCCCAGUUGGACCUUAGUGUGCCCUGCCCGCACACCCAGGAUUUUGAGCCCUGCAUGGGGCCUGGGUGCAGCGAUGAGGAUGCUUCCACCUGUAUGAUGUCAGAGUGGAUCACCUGGUCUCCGUGCAGUCUGACCUGUGGGAUGGGUACGCGUUCUCGGGAGCGCUAUGUGAAACAGUUUCCUGACGACGGCUCAAUCUGCACGCUGCCUACAGAGGAGACAGAAAACUGUGUGGUCAACGAAGAGUGCUCUCCCAGCAGUUGCCUUGUUACAGAGUGGGGUGAAUGGGAUGUCUGCAGUGCAACUUGUGGCCUCGGCAUGAAGAGGAGAGAGCGCAUGGUGAAGAUGCCUCCUGCAGAUGGCUCCAUUUGUGGAGCAGAGGUGCUAGAAGUGGAGAAGUGCAUGAUGCCAGAAUGUCAUACCAUUCCUUGCAUGCUGACCCCGUGGUCUGACUGGAGUGACUGCAGCGUGACUUGUGGGAAGGGUAUGAGGACACGACAGCGCACGCUCAAGUCCCCUGUAGAGCUUGGAGAGUGUACAGAAGAGCUAGAACAGGUGGAGAAGUGCAUGCUGCCAGAGUGCCCCAUAGACUGCAUCAUGUCAGAGUGGACCGAGUGGUCAGAGUGCAACAAGUCCUGUGGAAAGGGUCAUACAAUCCGGACACGCAUGGUGAAGCUGGAGCCUCAGUUUGGAGGAGACCCCUGCCAUGAAACUAUACAGAGGAAGAAGUGUAAGAUCAGGAAGUGUAACAGAGGACAGGCCAACAGCGACGAGAAGAAACGGCGCAAGGAGCAGCGUGACAAGAGGAGGAGCAAACAGAGCAGGAGUGAGGCAAACUCAGAGCAUCCAGGGUGUAAAAUGAGGCCCUGGUCAAGUUGGACAGAGUGUACCAAGCAGUGCGGUGGCGGUAUCCAAGAGCGACUCAUGACAGUGAAGCAGAAGUUUAAGACUGCGCAGCUGUCCAGCUGCAAGGACAGGAAGGAGAUCAGAGCUUGUAACGUGCAACCCUGCUAGGAAGGAGUAGGAAAACGGGUCGGUUUGAUGGGGAGGGAGGGAGGGAUGACACUGGGGCUGGGGACAGGACAGGGCAUGGCACACUGUUGCACAAUGAUCCAAUGCACUCUGUUUAGGGCUGAAAUGGCACAUACUUGAAUCUGCAUUGGUUUAAAUCCAGAGCUGGAUCUAAAGAUCUCACAGGAAAACUCUGGAUUUAAACUCAGCUGAUUAUUUUGUGCUUUCAAACUUGCUCUGAUACACAUACAACUCUUUUGCAAGGUUACUGUAAACAUGUUGUGCUAUAAUAAAUCUUGAGAAAUAUAAUUAUGAAAUAAAACUGAUUUAAUAAUGAGAUAAAAAGAACUGUUAUAUCUUGUGGUAUCCUUAAGUAGUACAGUAUAUUCCAGACUUUAAAGCACAGGUGCCCAGCCAUUCCAGUGUUUUAUAUGCCUUCAAAUGUUCAGUUGUUUCUAGGACACAAGAUGCCCACUUGACUUUUUACCCAGCUAUAUUGUUGUACAUGUAGAUGCACCACGACCGAUAUCUCUAUGAUUUUAAGCAUUAUUAGAAGAUUUUGUUAUUUUUUUGCUGUUGAAUAUUUUGAUAAGAAUGUGUCCUAAGGUUCUUACCAAAGUCUUGUGUAGAUGUUUUCUAGAUCUCUUUCCUCUCCUUUUCUUUAUCUCUGUUCCUUUAACAUAUUAAUAUUUUGGAAUAAUAUCACCUUUACAAUAAAAGUAAAUGUGACAA
Messenger RNA from Notolabrus celidotus (New Zealand spotty), 3630 nucleotides. It is a transcript of the gene spon1a, whose product is annotated as spondin 1a. Gene Ontology annotation, cellular component: extracellular matrix. NCBI's taxonomy places the organism in Eukaryota, Metazoa, Chordata, Actinopteri, Labriformes, Labridae. Bases 481 to 2901 code for a protein of 806 amino acids. Gene Ontology annotation, biological process: cell adhesion. The transcript is spliced from 16 exons. The record is from RefSeq and is a predicted model, not a curated record.